Solanum pennellii is the source of this 1297-nucleotide messenger RNA. RefSeq lists its product as uncharacterized. The transcript has a single exon. NCBI's taxonomy places the organism in Eukaryota, Viridiplantae, Streptophyta, Magnoliopsida, Solanales, Solanaceae. The record is from RefSeq and is a predicted model, not a curated record. The coding region runs from base 208 to 1059 and encodes 283 amino acids.
AAACUUGGUACUACUACCAACCACCCAAUAUAUAGAUAGCCUCAUUUAUUUCAAACCCCCAAUCCUCAUCCUUCUUAAAAACUAUAUACUAAAAAUAUAAAUAUUGCUUCGAAUUUUCAAAAUUCUCUCUUUCUAAUUUUCUUCAAUAUAUAUUAUAUUCAGAUUUCUACAGUACAUCAAAUUUUGGGUUGUGGGUAUUUGAAGAAAAUGGAUUCUGAAACGUUAAAAGAUUCGUAUAAUGAAGAAAUGAUGGGAACAUUGACCGGAGAUUUUACAGAGCAGUUGAGUAUGAAAGAACAGAUAAUCGAAGAAGAUUAUGAGGAUGACGAGGAAGAGGAAGUUGAAGAUGAAGAAGAAGAGUUCUCUUUCGCGUGUGGGAUAGACGCGCCGCCGAUAGCGGCGGAUGAGGUGUUUUACAAUGGUCAAAUUCGACCUCUGUUUCCAUUGUUUAAUCAGAGUCUUCUUUUAUCUGACGAAGAUUUGGAAGCUUUGAAGGAACAAUUACCGAUCAGGCCACCGGUGAAGAAGAUAUUUAUACAAACGGAAGACAACCCAAUUCCGGCGUGUUCAAAUUCGUUAACGGAGAGUGAAGAAAUCGUCGGACCCUUUUGUGAAUGGUCAAAAAAUAAAGCAAUUGAAGCAACAUCGGACAAUCCUGAGGUUUGUAAAAAGAGUAAUUCAACCGGAUUUUCAAAGUUAUGGAGAUUUAAAGACUUUCUUCACCGGAGUAACAGUGACGGAAGAGAUACCUUUGUGUUCUUAAACCCAACAACUCCGGCGCCGAAAGUAGAGGAAAAAAUUGUUCGGACAGAUGAAACGACGACGUCGGAGAAGAAAAAGAAGGAGAUCUCCGGCGAGGUGAAGGUCAUCGGAAAAGUAACGAAGAAGAUGAAGAAGGUUGUGAAGAAGAGUGAAGGGGUUUUAGCUCAUGAAGCUUAUAUGAAGAGUAAAGCUAAAGCUGAAGAUCGCCGGCGAUCGUAUCUUCCUUAUCGGCCGGAGCUCGUCGGAUUUUUCACAAAUGUGAACGGUGGAUUAACGAAGAAUGUGCACCCAUUCUAAGUCAAUUUUUUUUAAUUUAAUUAAUUUUAAUAUUAUAGUAAUGUAAUUUGCUUAGUCAAUAAUUAGAUUUGCUUGAUUUAGAUCAUGGCCCAAGGGAUUAUGAGGUAUAAGUUGGCCUUUUUUCCCCUUAUAUAAUAUGUAAAAUCUUUAAUUCAUCAUAUAAUUAUGUACUUAGAGAAUCGGAUCUUUAGAAAAUUAUUUUCUAUAUUUACGAGAUAGUGAUAACAUUAUAUAUUUA